UAGUACUGCUCAAAUCCGCCCUUUCCGAAUUUGGACAGUUCUUGCGAAGAAACAGCAAACCGACCAGUGAUAAAAACUGGUAGUCCUGCAUGGAUCUGCAUUAAUGACAGUAGAUAAUUUAUCAAUCAUGUGGUGCUCAUUUGAUCGUUACUUACUCUCAUCAACCAAAUAUAAAGCUCUUGCCUUCCAGCAAUAGUUUCUUCAAUAAUCCCAGCUACCAAAAUGAAAAUGGACGACCUUGCUCUUGCAGCUCUGACAGUCUUUUCUCUUCUUGCCUCCGUCCUUUGGUAUUCAUGGAUAUUCAAGAAAUCAAAAGAGGGAACAACUCCAUACCCACCAGGGCCUCGGGGACUGCCAAUUCUUGGAUACCUACCAUUUCUGCAACUCAACUUGCACCACCAAUUCGCAGAACUCGCUCAAAAAUACGGCCCGAUCUACAAGCUCCAGCUAGGCAGCAAACUUUCCAUCGUGAUCAGCUCCCCAGCUCUGAUAAAGGAGGUAGUUCGCGAUCAAGACAUGAUUUUUGCAAAUCGAGACCCUCCUGUUGCAGCAGUAGUCGCCACCGGUGGCGUAGACAUCGCCUGGUCACCCUAUGGCCCCUACUGGCGUGACAUGAGAAAACUAUUCGUACGUGAAAUGCUAAGUAACAACAAUCUCCAAGGUACCUACGUGCUGCGUAAGGAGGAAGUGGCAAAGGUGGUCAGGGAUGUGAGUAAGAAGAUAGGCAAGCCCAUUGAAAUCGGUGAACUGGUUUUCUUGACCGAGCUCAAUGUGAUACUAAGCUUGCUUUGGGGUGGGACGAUCGGCGAGCAAAAGCGUGAUAAACUGGGAGCUCAGUUUCGGGAUAAGGUGUUAAAAUUAGUUGAUUUGCUGGGAAAGCCUAAUGUUUCUGAUUUUUUUUCGGUUUUGGCCAAGGUUGAUGUUCAGGGAAUUGAGAAAGAAACGAGGGCUCUUAUGCCAAGCGUGGAGGAAAUUCUUGAUACGGUUAUAGAUGAAAGAACGAAGAUGAUGGGAGCUGAGGAGGGUGAAUUGACUGCUCAUGAGAGUGAGAGGCGAAAGGACUUUCUGGGAAUUCUUUUGGAGAUGAAGGAGCAGAAAGUUGGAGAGGGAUCAUCAUUUGGGCGGACCCAAAUAAAGGCCAUCUUGAUGGACAUUAUCCUUGGUGGGACUGACACUACUGCAACGAUGGUGGAGUGGGUGAUGGCUGAGCUUCUACACAACCCCGACAUAAUGAAAAAGGUGCAAGAAGAACUAACAGAUGUUGUUGGAGAGAACAACAUUGUUGAAGAGUCCCACAUAACCAAGCUAUACUAUCUGGAUGCUGUCCUGAAGGAAACAUUCCGCCGUCACCCUCCAGUUCCACUCCUCAUCCCCAGGUGUCCAAGCCAAUCAUGUGUAAUUGGUGGAUACAUGAUCCCAAAGCACUCACAAGUUUUCUUGAACCUGUGGUCAGUUUGUAUGGAUCCAAAAGUUUGGGAGAAUCCUUUCGAAUUUCGGCCUGACAGAUUUCUGAAGGAUAAUGCAGGAAAAUUUGAUUACAUUGGAAACAAUUUCCAAUAUAUUCCAUUUGGAUCAGGGAGAAGGGUGUGUCCUGGUCUCCCUCUGGCUGAGAGAAUGGUAAUGUAUCUACUUGCUACACUCCUUCAUUCGUUUGAGUGGCGGUUGCCGGAGGACGAAAUGGUUGACCUCUCUGAGAAAUUUGGAAUUGUCAUGAGGAAAAACACACCUUUGGUUGCUACUCCAUAUCAGAGAUUCAGAGGUUACCAUAUUUGAACUUGUAUGCAUAUUCAUAAUUUAUCUAUUUGUCCGUCUAGUGACUGAAAUAAUUGCAUUUUAUGUCCUACUAUAA
Molecule: messenger RNA, 1849 nt
Organism: Sesamum indicum (sesame)
Lineage: Eukaryota; Viridiplantae; Streptophyta; Magnoliopsida; Lamiales; Pedaliaceae
Product: labd-13Z-ene-9,15,16-triol synthase, chloroplastic
Molecular function (GO): monooxygenase activity; iron ion binding; oxidoreductase activity, acting on paired donors, with incorporation or reduction of molecular oxygen
Source: RefSeq, a predicted model, not a curated record